Trifolium pratense (red clover) is the source of this 1622-nucleotide messenger RNA. RefSeq names its product anthocyanidin 3-O-glucosyltransferase 5-like. Gene Ontology annotation, molecular function: UDP-glycosyltransferase activity. The record is from RefSeq and is a predicted model, not a curated record. The coding region runs from base 43 to 1515 and encodes 490 amino acids. The transcript has a single exon. Lineage: Eukaryota; Viridiplantae; Streptophyta; Magnoliopsida; Fabales; Fabaceae.
CUCUUCUGUAUGAUCACUUCUUCACUUCCCUAAUUCUUCAACAUGGAUUUACAAAAGACAGCACAUGUUGUUUUGCUUUCAAGCCCAGGCAUAGGGCAUCUCAUCCCCAUCAUCGAACUUGGGAAACGCUUCCACAUCCACCACAACUUCAAAGUCACAAUCCUCGUUAUCACUUCCCAAACCUCACAAGCUGAAUCACAAAUCCUCAAAUCAGCUACCAAUCCCUCCCUCUACACCAUCAUUCCAAUCCCAUCAUCGAACAUUUCAGCCACCGCCGUCUCCACUCGCAUCCGCCUAACAAUGCGUCAUUCCAUACCUUCCAUAAAAUCUGCCCUCAUAAACUUACCACUACGCCCUUCCGCCUUCAUUGUAGACAUAUUCGGUACAGAAUCUUUAAUCUUAGCAAAAGAACUCAACAUUCCGAAAUUCGUCUAUGUAGCUUCACACGCUUGGUAUCUUUCCCUGUUUGCGUAUUCACCCGUUUUGGACAAACAAAUCGAAGGACAAUACGUUGAUCAGAAAGAACCGUUGAAAAUCCCAGGUUGUAAAUCGGUUCGACCAGAGGAUUUGGUUGAUUCAAUGAUGGACCGAAACAACUUGCAGUAUAAAGAGUACUUAAUCACAGCGAACAAUCUUUGUAAAAGCGACGCCGUUUUGGUUAACACGUGGAAUGAACUUCAACAUAGAGAGCUUAAAGCACUAAAUGGUGAAUUAUCGUGUUUGUUGAAAAUUCCUGUCUUUGCAGUUGGACCCAUAGUGAGACAAACUAAGUCAAAAACGGAUCAACAUACUGAGUCAAUGAUGAGAUGGCUUGAUAAACAACCAAAGGAGUCUGUUGUUUAUGUUUCAUUUGGGAGCGGUGGAACAUUGUCCUAUGACCAAAUGAAGGAAUUAGCUUUUGGUUUAGAGUUAAGUGAACAAAGAUUUAUUUGGGUGUUGCGCGCGCCUAGGGGAGAUGAUGCGGAUGGGGCAUUUUUCACCACUGGAUGUAGUGAUCGGUUUGAUGAGAUACAAAAGCAAUUGCCAGACGGAUUUUUGGAGAGGAUUAAAAAUUUAGGUAUGUUAGUUCAGGAGUGGGCCCCACAAGUAAAUGUUUUGAAACACGGUUCAAUUGGUUGUUUUAUUUCGCACUGUGGGUGGGGUUCUGUGCUUGAGAGUUUAACCAAUGGUGUGCCUAUUAUUGCUUGGCCGCUUUACGCGGAGCAAAGGAUGAAUGCGACAAUGUUGGUGGAGGAGCUUGGUGUGGCGGUCAAGACUACGCUGUCUCCGACUAAAAAUGUGGUGGGCAGGGAGGAGAUAGCGAGCUUGGUGAAAAAGGUAAUUUUGGUGGAACGAAAUGGAAAGAGCAACCGUAUGACGGAAAGAGUGAGAGAGAUUAAGGUUAGUGCAGAGAAAGCUUUGUGUGAGGGUGGUUCUUCAUACAAUACAUUGUCUAAAGUGGCAAAAAUAAUUAACAAACAAGAUUUUAUUAGUCUUUCAUUAAAUGUCGAUAUGAGGGAUGAGAUAAAAGACUAGAAAAUUAGUGAAAAUAUUAAUAUUGUUAGCUGAUCGAGUGUUAUUUUCAUAUUGGCUAUGGUACUUUUCUUGUUUCAUGUUAUCAAAUUAGAGUCUUUAAAAUUAAU